GAGGAGCCGCUAUGACCCCCGAGAAGGUGCUGAGGGAGGGGGUGCUGGAGAAGCGCAGCGGGGGGCUGCUGCAGCUCUGGAAGAAGAAGCGCUGCUUGCUGACGGAGAAGGGGCUGCAGCUCUUCGAGCCCAAGGGCUCGCGGCGCAAGGAGCUGAGCUUCGCCCGCAUGAAGGCGGUGGAGUGCGUGGAGUGGAAGGAGCGGCACAUCUACUUCACCGUGGUGAUGGACGACAGCCACGAGAUCGACUUCCGCUGCGCGCAGGAGGACCCCGGCUGGAACGCCGCGAUCACCAUGGGGCUCGUCCGCUUCAAGAACCAGCAGGCGAUCCAGGUCGUCCGCGCCCGGCACAGCUGCCGAGCAGUGGUGCAGUUUGACGCAGCCCCGGUGGGACAGCCCGUGGACAUGCAGCAUCCCAAGAGCAGGAUGGAGAUGGCCCUUGGCUCAGCGGGCAGCAGGGACAAUGAGAUCCAUACGGGCGAGUGAGGCCACCGCUGUCUGUUUCAGGGGAUGGGGAUGGUGGCCCUGUGGACAUCAGUGUGGGUGCUGAAUCCCCUUGUCCUGGGGCAGGACAGCAGCAUCGCGGGAGCUGGGCUGGUGCAGCUGCAGGCAUCCAGCCACAUCCCCUUGGCACAAUGGGCAAAGGACACAGUUGGUGCCACCAUCAUUGGCUCCGGACAUGGCAGGAGGUGACAUCCCUGCCUGGGGGCCCUCCAGCCCUCAGCUGACAUGGCCAGGACCUUGGUGAACUGAUGGGGACCCCCGGGCCUCUCCUGCAGGACAGGGGAGGGAUGAGGUUGAGCCCGAAGGCAGCAGGGUGACGAUGAGCUCUGCCCAAAUGCCAGUGGCACUGGGACAGAUGGAUGUGGCCAGGGACACAGAUCCCCCGUAGCCCCCAUGUUGAGAAGGGGCUGCAGAGCUGCUGUUGCAGCAGGGACCCCUCUGGGCACUGUACCCGAUGGCACGGUGACAUGGCCGUGCUGCUGGACACUGUCCUGCCCUGAGCUGUCCUCAGGCUGGUGGGGGACACUGGGGAAGGCAAUGGAGACCCUGGUUC
Pezoporus flaviventris is the source of this 1056-nucleotide messenger RNA. RefSeq names its product pleckstrin homology like domain family A member 3 (gene PHLDA3). The record is from RefSeq and is a predicted model, not a curated record. Gene Ontology annotation, biological process: negative regulation of phosphatidylinositol 3-kinase/protein kinase B signal transduction; positive regulation of apoptotic process; intrinsic apoptotic signaling pathway in response to DNA damage by p53 class mediator. The transcript is spliced from 2 exons. Gene Ontology annotation, molecular function: phosphatidylinositol phosphate binding. NCBI's taxonomy places the organism in Eukaryota, Metazoa, Chordata, Aves, Psittaciformes, Psittacidae. The coding region runs from base 12 to 485 and encodes 157 amino acids. Gene Ontology annotation, cellular component: plasma membrane.